AUGGAUUCUAAGAGUUUCGUUUCGAUUGAAGAAUCCAACAUUUUACAAAAUAUUCAAUGUAAUAAUGGAAUAACUGUUUUUAUCCCGCAAGGGUACUCUCCUAUUCUUAUUCAUGAAGAUGACACAAAACAACUAAAAAUAAUUAAAGAAUUUCCAGAAUUAAGGAUAUGUGUUCCAGCAUUGAUUUUUAACCCUUCAAUUAAAUGUCCGCAGAAUUCUUUUUUAUUAUUUCGUAAUGAAAUAAAAGAUGAAAUAAUUAAAGAUAAUCCAAAAAUAGACACUCGUCAAAUUUCAAAAAUUGCAGGGAAUAAAUGGAAUAAAUUGCCAGAAUAUGAAAAAUCAAGAUAUAAACUACAGUCUGAAAGGCUAAAAAUGCAAUACAAAUCCAAAAACUUAAAAUGUAAAUAUAAAACAAGAAAACAAAAUUUACUUAAAAGUCUUUCAAUACUUUUUCGAACAAUUGUUUCCUAG
This is a messenger RNA of Dentiscutata heterogama, 471 nucleotides long. The record is from the annotation of a GenBank genome assembly. NCBI's taxonomy places the organism in Eukaryota, Fungi, Glomeromycota, Glomeromycetes, Diversisporales, Gigasporaceae.